AGCGGAGGCGCUUUCCCGGGGCUGGGCGCUGCUGCGGGCGGCCUGGAGGAGCGCUGGCGAGGCGCGGGCGGCCGGCGCUCGGCUUGUCGGACCGCAGCCCUCGCUCUCCGGCGCGGCGUGGCACGGCGCGGCCCCACUGACCCGGGGGGGGGUCCGGCAGCAAGAAUUGUAAAGUAAAUCCAUCAGAAUGACACCUUCUCAGGUUACCUUUGAAAUAAGAGGAACUCUUUUACCAGGAGAAGUUUUUGCCAUAUGUGGAAGCUGUGAUGCCUUGGGAAACUGGAAUCCUCAAAAUGCUGUGACUCUUCUUCCAGAGGAUGAGACAGCUGAAAGCAUGUUAUGGAAAGCAUCUGUUGAACUCAAUAGAGGAGUAUCAGUUCAGUAUCGCUACUUCAAAGGGUGCUUUUUAGAACCAAAGACUAUCGGUGGUCCAUGUCAAGUCAUAGUUCACAAGUGGGAGACUCAUCUACAACCACGAUCAAUAACCCCUUUAGAAAGUGAAAUUAUUAUUGAUGAUGGACAAUUUGGAAUUCACAAUGGUAUUGAAACUCUGGAUUCUGGAUGGCUGACAUGUCAGACUGAAAUAAGAUUACGUUUGCAUUACUCUGAAAAACCUCCAGUCUCAAUAACCAAGAAAAUAUUUAAAAAAUCUAGAUUUAGGGUAAAGCUUACACUAGAGGGUCCAGAGGAAGAUGAUGAUGAUAGGGUAUCUCCCACUGUUCAUCACAAAAUGUCUAAUAGUCUGGAGAUAUCCUUAAUAAGUGACAAUGAGUUCAAGUGCAGGCAUUCACAGCCAGAGUGUGGGUAUGGUUUACAGCCUGAUCGUUGGACAGAAUACAGCAUACAAACAAUGGAACCAGAUAACCUGGAACUAAUCUUUGAUUUCUUUGAGGAAGAUCUCAGUGAGCCCGUAGUUCAAGGUGAUGCCCUUCCUGGACAUGUGGGCACAGCAUGCCUUUUGUCAUCUACCAUCGCUGAGAGUGGUAGGAGUGCUGGGAUCCUUACUCUUCCCAUCAUGAGCAGGAAUUCCAGGAAAACAAUUGGCAAAGUAAGAGUUGAUUUUAUCAUCAUUAAGCCAUUGCCAGGAUACAAUUGUGACAUGAAAUCUUCAUUUUCCAAGUAUUGGAAGCCAAGAAUACCACUGGAUGUUGGCCAUCGGGGUGCAGGGAAUUCAACAACAACUGCCCAAUUGGCUAAAGUACAAGAAAAUACAAUUGCUUCUUUAAGAAAUGCUGCUAGUCAUGGUGCGGCCUUUGUGGAAUUUGAUGUACACCUUUCAAAGGACUUUGUGCCUGUGGUAUAUCAUGAUCUCACCUGUUGUUUGACUAUGAAGAAGAAAUUUGAUGCUGAUCCAGUCGAAUUGUUUGAAAUUCCAGUAAAGGAAUUAACAUUUGACCAACUCCAGUUGCUAAAGCUUUCUCAUGUGACAGCACUAAAAUCUAAAGAUCGGAAAGAAUCUGUGGUUGAAGAGGAAAGCUCCUUUUCUGAAAACCAGCCAUUUCCUUCUCUUAAGAUGGUUUUAGAGUCUUUGCCAGAAGAUGUAGGAUUUAACAUAGAAAUAAAAUGGAUCUGUCAACAAAGGGAUGGAAUAUGGGAUGGAAACUUGUCAACAUAUUUUGACAUGAAUCUGUUUUUGGAUAUAAUUUUAAAAACUGUUUUAGAAAACUCUGGGAAGAGGAGAAUAGUGUUUUCUUCAUUUGAUGCAGAUAUCUGCACAAUGGUUCGUCAAAAGCAGAACAAAUAUCCCAUAUUAUUUUUGACUCAGGGAAAAUCUGAUAUUUACCCUGAACUAAUGGAUCUCAGAUGUCGAACAACCCCCAUUGCAAUGAGCUUUGCACAAUUUGAAAAUAUUCUGGGGAUAAAUGCACAUACUGAAGACCUGCUCAGAAACCCAUCCUAUAUCCAAGAGGCAAAAGCCAAGGGACUAGUCAUAUUCUGUUGGGGUGAUGAUACCAAUGAUCCCGAAAACAGAAGGAAAUUGAAGGAAUUUGGAGUUAAUGGUCUAAUUUAUGAUAGGAUAUAUGAUUGGAUGCCUGAACAGCCAAAUAUAUUCCAAGUGGAGCAAUUGGAACGCCUGAAGCAAGAAUUGCCAGAACUUAAGAGCUGUUUGUGUCCCACUGUUAGCCGCUUUGUCCCUUCUUCUCUGUGUGGGGAGACUGAUAUUCAUGUGGAUGCCAACGGCAUUGAUAACGUGGAGAAUGCUUAGUGAUUAUUGAAUAGAGGCCUUUGGGGGCCUGCGCUGCUCUUCUGGGUAUUACAUUUUCAUCACUGAGCAUUAUGACUUUUGGGUUUUGCAGUCCAACGAAGCAAUAAUGAAGUAUUUUAUUCUUUCACUACAGUUCUUGCAAGAAUUUCCAGUAUGCUAUUUAAAUCACUUGGCCAGGUAUAAUUACCAGUCACUCUCGGUACAAUGAGAAAAUUUAUUGGUAACUAUUUUAAACUAAAUAUGUAAAGCCUAUAAUGUUAAAACAGAUCUUUAUUAAAAAAAGCAAAACUUUGAAAUUAACUAUUUAAAUAUAUCUCAUUAUUUACACUUAGAAUUUCUGAUUUUGAUCAGGUCUGUAAUCUUUGGCACUUGAGGAAAAUGACUAUGCAUAAUUAUACCUGACCAUGGAAAUAUAAGUACCUCAAAUGCAUGCAUUUGCACUGGCUAUUCCACCUGAGCAAAUCCUGUGCCAUCUGUGUAUAUAGCUAUUUCUACAUGGACUGAUACGCACAUGUACCAUUUUCAUUCAGUAUGAACCUUAAGGCUGCUGCCAUUUUUUUUGUUUUGCUUAACCAAACCAGCCUGAAGGUGAACUUUGAAACUUCGUUUCAUAAAUCUUUCAAAAGUUGCUUUGUAUAAAUGUUAAAAUUCCAAAAAUGCUGCAGGGUAAUUUAAUGUAUAAAAUAUUAGUAAGAAGUAAGUAUUGCAUACUUAGUAGAGUAGAUCACAGUAUAAGUUGGGCUUGUGCAUGCAUUAGGUUGUAAGCAUGAAAUUGUACACGUUUACUGUUAAAAAAAAUCCUUGCAUCUGUGGUGCUAGGUGAGUGUAAGAAGAUGUCAAGGAUUGCAAAUAUUUUGUUGCCUAAAAAUAAAGCCCAUUCAUAAGCAUUUUAAAUAUGCUUAUAGCGCCUCAUGACCUAUUACACACUGUUGCUAGAUGGGGCUUUGUUUUGCAUGUGUUGUACAGUAGUUAAAUGUUCAUUCAGAAAAAUAAAUGUCCUGAAUUCUUACAUUGGUAUUCUUUAUUGGUUAAUAUAUCAUGCAUGUAAUUUAUCUAGGCGUAUAGAGUUUCUUACUAUAUAUCUAUGCAUGUUUUUAGGAUUAUACUAAAGUUUAUUUCAUUAGAAACAGAUUGUAACAACAAUAAUUGUAACUUAAGAAUGAAUGUUAAAUAAAAUGGCAGAUUUAUUUUAUUAUAAAAUGAAAUUUCCAGAAGGUGUCACUUUUGUAGAAUGGUUUUGUAAUGUUACUCUGAGAAACAAAUUUAGUAUUGACCUGAAGCAAUGGCUUCUUUUGCUUCUACAUUUCCCUCUGUAUUCUUUGCAAGGCAGUUUAUUUAUGUAUUGACAUAUUUUGGAAGUAGCUGAGAAUAUUAAGACAUGAAAUUAAAAGUUAUUUGUAUUUAUUUUAA
Messenger RNA from Dipodomys spectabilis (banner-tailed kangaroo rat), 3616 nucleotides. RefSeq names its product glycerophosphocholine phosphodiesterase 1 (gene Gpcpd1). The transcript is spliced from 20 exons. The record is from RefSeq and is a predicted model, not a curated record. NCBI's taxonomy places the organism in Eukaryota, Metazoa, Chordata, Mammalia, Rodentia, Heteromyidae. The coding region runs from base 188 to 2206 and encodes 672 amino acids. Gene Ontology annotation, molecular function: starch binding; glycerophosphocholine phosphodiesterase activity. Gene Ontology annotation, biological process: glycerophospholipid catabolic process.